UUCAAUUUUCGUUGGUAUUUAUAUGUAUACUGAUUUAUCCUUGUGCACCAAUGCAAUUUCUCGUUAUAUUACUUCAAACAUUUCCUCUCGUCGCCCCUUUCUCAGAAAAGGUGAUAACGUCUGACUGUAUAAUUAAAGUAGCUCUAGUGAUGAUACAGGUAGGAACGUUAAUGUAACUCUAGUGAUGGUACAGGUGCAUGUUUACAACUGACAUGGCCUCAGAUAAAUAUUUGAUUUCGGCCGCCAUUGAUUUUGGAACAACGUAUUCUGGGUAUGCGUUUUCCACGAGAAACGACUUUAAAACGUCUCCACUAAACGCAUCCUGUUUGACCUGGACGGCGGGAUCCGGACAGCUCCAGUCCUUUAAGACGUCAUCCUCUGUCCUAUUCAAUGCAGAUGGGGAGUUUGAUUCUUUUGGAUUUGAAGCAGAGGACAAAUACUCUGAUCUAGUUUUAGAAGACGAACACAAAGAAUGGUAUUUGUUCAGGCGAUUUAAAAUGGCACUAUACAAAAAGAAAAAUAUAAAGCGAGAUUUGGAGCUGAAAGAUAUGAACGGAAAACAAAUGCCAGCUUUGAAAGUGUUUUCAGCCAUCCUUCGAUAUCUGAAAAAUCACCUCCUAGGCGAAUGUGCGAAACAGGGUUUUGAAAGUGUGGAUACAGAUAUACAUUGGGUGCUGACAGUCCCAGCCAUUUGGAGUGAACCAGCCAAACAGUUCAUGCGAGAGGCAGCCAUAAAUGCCGGUUUACCUAGUGAUCAGUUGAUUUUGGCGCUGGAACCAGAGGCUGCUUCACUUUUCUGUAAACAUCAACCCGUUCAGAGUAUGGUGGACGGUGAAGGCAAGAAGAUGGGUGUCUUUAGACAUGGAACCAAGUAUAUGGUCCUUGACGCAGGAGGUGGAACAAUCGACGUUACAGUUCACCAAGUUCAAAAGAACGGAACAAUAAGGGAAAUUCAUAAAGCAAGUGGUGGAAAUUGGGGAGGUACCAGCGUUGAUGAAGAAUUUGAAUCCCUGCUGUCUGAUAUAGUAGGUGAACAAAUAGUCAGGGAGUUUAAAAAUGACUUCGUGGAAGACGUGCUGGAGUUGUAUCGCAGUUUUGAAAUGAAGAAAAGGUCAAUAUCAAAAACAAUGGAGGGAAAGAUCACAUUCAAUAUUCCAUCUAAACUACUGGAGAUAUUCGAGAAACACUAUCCCAAUGACAAAAUGGACAUGUUCAUAAAAAGCAAUCCGAAAUACAGUUCCGAUGUGACCUGGUAUGGGAGCAAACUUCGAUUGUCAAAGGCGCUUACACUAUCCCUGUUUGCUCGAUCUCUAGGGGAUAUCACUGAUCAUUUACAGCAGGUCGUAAAUCAUGCAAGCGUCCAAGAUUUAUCAGCCAUACUGAUGGUAGGGGGAUACUCGGAAUGCUCAUUACUACAGGACGCAGUGAAGGAGAGGUUCCCACACCUAAAAGUGAUAGUUCCACGAGAAGCCGGCCUGGCUGUGCUGAAGGGAGCCGUCAUCACGGGACACUGCCCCAACAUCAUCACUGAGAGGAUCUCACGGUACACUUACGGGGUAGCGUGUAGAACGCUCUUCAAUAAAAGAGUUCACAAAGAAGAAUACAAGGUUGUAGAUGAAGUCGGUGUCGCACGGUGUGAUAACGUUUUUAAACGUCAUGUUGCAGUUGAAGAAUCUGUCACUUUAGGAAAGUCCUGUGAAACAAAUGGGUAUUAUUGCGUAUCGCGUCCUACGGAUACAUCUUUAAGCAUCAAUAUAUAUGCGUCCACUGAACCGUCACCAAUGUACACUACAGACAAAUCAUGUCAGAAACUAGGUACCCUGAAAAUGAGCAUGCCAGACACAUCCAAGGGCUUAAACAGAGGGGUCGAAGUGUCCAUGUCGUUCGGCGGCACAGAAAUAGAGGUGGAGGCCGUAAACAUACACACUAAGAAGAAACACACCGCUUUCUUUGACUUUCUUGGAUAACAGUAUCUCAAAUAUUAUUUUUCAACGAAAUUGUUUCAAUGAACAACUGAAUCAAGGAAAAAAUGGCAUCAGUAAAUCAUUGAUUUAUGUUAUUGACCAAAAUAAAAGGAUAUGAACAGUUUAUCCAUUCAUGAAUUAUAAUAUAUUUGUUACCCUGAAAUAAUUACGUGCAAAUUAGGAAGAUGUGAAACUACUCGUACAAGAGGAAUAUGGUAUCUUACAGGGGGAAUAUGGUAUCUUACAAGGGGGAUAUGGUAUCUUACAAGGGGGAUACGUAUGCAGUUGACCCUAAAAAUGCUGCGUAAUGUAUAGUUGUUUAUAUACUUCAGGCAGUGUAAACAUAUAUCGUCAGUAUAUCAAUAUGUAUCAGUUUGUAUCUCAAAGACAUUAUAGACAAUACAGCAUGUGAAACCUGACAAUAAAUGAACUGCUAUAUAUGUCGUGUGAUUUCCAUCAGUCAUCACAUCGAUUGUCAAAGUAAUACGUGAAUAACAUUAGCGGAAAUUAACUAAAUAUUACAUUAAUAUAUUGCAUGCACAUUGAUACAAUAGCAUGAAUUAAUUGGUAUACAUUGUUAUGUAAACCUUACUAAAUACUCCUGAUAUUCAUCCCAUACAUUGUUAUACCUUUUUAUAUGUUUUGCAUAAUGAGUUGUUUCUGGAUCAAAUUACGGUUACGAGGAAAAACGUAAAUUGAUGAUAUUGUGAUGAUUUUACUUAUGCUAGUGAAAAUAAACCUAUAUCAGACAAAUUCCCUGUGAAUAUAUUUGUUUGAAAAUGUUAUCAACAUGGUGAGCGAACAUCAGUUUACUUAAAAUUGAAUUGGAGUGAUACUUUGCUACUUAUAUUUUCGUGUAUGAAUGAUGCACUAGUGGUGUCGUAAAUGAGGAAUCAACGAGUAUACUAUCUUAUUCAAACAUAAAUACAUGUAUUUAAUUAUGACAAAAUCAGGAUUUUACAAUCCUUUGAAUUUCUGUUCUAAUGUUAGAAAAAAGACGUUUAAAGAGUUGCGCUUGGGUGUGACAGUGUUUUAUAUUCAAAUUGUUUAACUGUUUAAAUCCGAGGCUGCAUUCGUCCGCUCCUUUGCCAUGGUAUAACGUUUUAACGGGCAUGCAGUUUUUAGUGAAGCGGACGUAAAACUACUCAAACAAACAGGCGAGUACUGUACGUGACUGAUACGUAUGGAGGCAUACAUAGUACUUAUUAGAAUAGUUCCAGACCUAAACUCUAGCCAUUUCCUGCUCAUGUUAGAAAUAUCUUCCUUGUAGUGUUAUUACUGUACUUGUAUUUAUUGUAAUUGUCAUCAAGAUUUUCUUUAGACUUGUUCUGUUCUCUGUAUAUAUGUACAAAUAUUUCUGACUUCAAGGUUUCAAUCAUAGAUCUCUCUUUAUUGCUUCAUAGGUAUUUUUUUAGUUUAUUCAGGUCUAGCAAGGCAUUAGGUCGCGUGGUUCGGAAAUAUCAAAUAUUUUCAUUGGGGUUGGUUCAAUACCAAUUACAGAAAGCGUUAAACAGUUAUGCUCCCAUUGUAAAAGGGUUAUCAAACGAUGACAAAGUUAGUAUUGAAUCACAUUGUUUUCUAACUGAAUGACCUGAUUUGUAUGACCACUGAAAUAAUUCCUUAACAGCAGUUAAUAAUAA
This is a messenger RNA of Mizuhopecten yessoensis (Yesso scallop), 3604 nucleotides long. RefSeq names its product heat shock 70 kDa protein 12B-like. The coding region runs from base 198 to 1967 and encodes 589 amino acids. The transcript has 5 exons. Lineage: Eukaryota; Metazoa; Mollusca; Bivalvia; Pectinida; Pectinidae. The record is from RefSeq and is a predicted model, not a curated record. Gene Ontology annotation, molecular function: ATP binding; ATP-dependent protein folding chaperone.